This is a messenger RNA of Scomber scombrus (Atlantic mackerel), 1454 nucleotides long. RefSeq names its product CCAAT enhancer binding protein delta (gene cebpd). The record is from RefSeq and is a predicted model, not a curated record. Gene Ontology annotation, biological process: regulation of cell differentiation; regulation of transcription by RNA polymerase II; DNA-templated transcription. Gene Ontology annotation, molecular function: RNA polymerase II cis-regulatory region sequence-specific DNA binding; DNA-binding transcription factor activity, RNA polymerase II-specific. The transcript has a single exon. The coding region runs from base 249 to 1139 and encodes 296 amino acids. NCBI's taxonomy places the organism in Eukaryota, Metazoa, Chordata, Actinopteri, Scombriformes, Scombridae.
AGAGAGGUGAGGUCUCAUGUCAAAUAGUGUUUACUGGUGAUUUCUUUUUUAAAUGACAGCGCCCUGACAGUCAACACCAAGGGAUUAAAAAAAAAACAGAAGCCAAAGAAGACCUUUUUAAAAACAAAAACAGGGAGAAAGUGAAACAACUGCAAGGUGGUUUGUGUGUACAGAGCAGCUGUCACAUCUGUGGGUCACAUUUGAACAAUUCCUUUUCCUAAAACCACGUGGACAAGUCACCAGAGUUCAUGUGUGACAUAUACAGCCUGGACUCUCACUGCGUGUCUCCACCAUGCAGCAUGAGUUGGGCGAUGGAGCCUGCUAACUUCUACGAGAGCGCCAAGCUGAGUGGGCCGCAGCAGGGGGUCUGCAAGCCGGGCAGCAGGAGCGUGGACGGCGGCGCAGGCGAGGACGGCACCAUGGUGGAGCUGAGCACCGCCCCUGCCAUGUACGACGACGAGAGUGCCAUCGACUUCAGCCAGUACAUCGAGUCGAUGACAGCCGUGCCCAACCUGGAGCUCUGCAACGAUGAGCUCUUCCUCGACCUGUUCAACACUGUGAAGCAGGAGAAGGCGGAUUUCUACAACAUGCCGAGCUCCACGGUGCUGCCCGGCGGCAUGCAUCAGCUGUCAAGCGGGUACACCGCCGAGAGGAAAGCGGACAGCGGGCUGGAUAAGGGGGUGUUCAGCGCACCUAUCAAGCAGGAGUCCGACUGGAGUGACAGCGACAUGUCCUCAUCCCUGCCCUCCCAGAUCGAAAACUGCGCUCAGACCUCUGUCAGCCUCCCCACGGGGCAGCCGACCCCACCGACGACCCCGGAGCCCGUCUCCGCUGGCAGCUCGGCCAAAUCCUCCCCGCGGAAGAUGGGGAGGGAAAAGAGCAAAAAGGCAGUGGACAGGUACAGCAUGGAGUACCGUCAGAGGCGAGAGAGGAAUAACAUUGCAGUGAGGAAAAGCAGGGACAAAGCCAAGAUGCGCAACGUGGAGAUGCAGCAGAAGCUGCUUGAACUGUCCUCUGAGAACGACAGGCUUCACAAAAAUAUCGAGCAGCUAACCAGAGAGCUCACCGGGCUCAGGGAGUUCUUCAAGCAGAUACCCAACUCCUCCUAUGUGGGCUCCUCCACGGGUGAGAGCCGGUGACAAAAUUCAUGUGUCACUUUCUUCUACGAACUGAGCUUUUUAGGAGACAUACCUCAAACAGACAAUUUCGUCUUACCAUCUGUACCAGAUGUAUUUUAAGCUUACCAUAAUGGCACUGGAAAAUAUAUGAUGUUGCUGCCAUAUUUUUGUGGGAUUUACUCUGUAUUAAAUUAUUUUACCACUGCAUUUACAUGAUAUGGUACAUGUUUUAUAAUUCCAAACUUUGUAUAAGAGCCAGAGCAUGAUCUUUUAUAUAGUUUGUAUGAAACCUUGAAACAUUUUUUUGUUUAUGAAACAUAUAAUAAAAAUUGCUUA